AUGUCUAAGCAAACCAUGCAGGUUAACAACAGUGAAAGGAAAGCCUUCUUUGUUGGAGGCGGAAUCGGCUCUCUCUCAGGUGCUUUCUUCCUCAUCAGAGAUGCAAAGUUCAAACCAGAGAAUAUCACGAUCUACGAAGCACUCAAAGUUAAUGGAGGCUCAAUGGAUGGCUGUGGUAACGCAGAAACAGGAUACGUCAUCCGCGGCGGAAGAAUGUUUAAUCUUCCAACAUACGAAUGCUUACAAGAUCUCCUCAAGGAUAUCAAGUCAGUACACAAUCCAGAGAUGAGUGCAUACGACGAACUCCACCAGUUCACACACGAGUACAAGACACACAGCAACGCUCGUGUCGUUGAUCACAACAGGAUGAAAUACGACGUCAAGUCUAUGGGAUUCGACAUGAAUGAUAGACUUUCUCUCCUCAAGCUCUGUGGAACAGAUGAAGACAAGCUCGGCGACAGCAAGAUCACAGAACACUUCGCUCCACACUUCUUCACAACAAACUUCUGGUACAUGUGGGCAACAACAUUCGCAUUCCAGCCUUGGCACAGUGCAGCAGAGUUCAGAAGAUAUCUCCUUAGAUUCAUGCACGAAUUCGUCCGCAUCGAGACACUCGAAGGUGUUGCACGCAGCGAACUUAACCAGUACGACAGUGUCAUCCUUCCUCUCGAGAAAGAUCUUCGCGCUAAGGGUGUCGUCUUCAAGAACGAGUACAGAGUUACAGACAUUGAUGUUGACUUUGACAAAGCAACAGACAAGAAAGUUGCUAAGUCAAUCACAAUCACAGACAAAGACGGCAAAGAAGAGAAAGUCAAUCUUCGCGAGGAAGACAUCGUCAUUGUCCAGAACGGCUCAAUGACAGAUGCAGCAUCCGUCGGUACACACACAGAACCAGCUAAGAUGCUCACAAAGGAAGACGGCACAUCAUGGCAACUCUGGAAGAAGCUCUCAACAAUCUCUAAAGACUUUGGUGAUCCAGAACCAUUCUUCGGCUGUGCACCAGAGAGUGUUUGGGAGUCAUUCACAGUCACAAUCAACAACGACACAUCUUUCUUUGAUCAGGAGAUCAAGUGGUCAGGAAAUGAACCAGGCACAGGCGCUCUCGUCACAUUCAAGGACAGCAACUGGCUCAUGUCAAUCGUCGUUGCAAAGCAACCACACUUCCUCAACCAACCUUCAACAGUUCAAGUCUUCUGGGGAUACGGUCUCUUCCCAGACAGAGUCGGAAACUUCGUCCACAAGAGAAUGCUUGACUGCACAGGAGAAGAGAUUCUUGAAGAACUCAUCGGACACUUUAGAUUCGACAAGAGCACAAUCAAGAACGCAAUCUGCCGCCCAUGCAUCAUGCCAUUCAUCACAGCACAGUUCAUGUGCAGACACCGCAAUGACAGACCUCUCCCAGUUCCAAAGGGUUGCGUCAACAUCGGAUUCACAUCUCAGUUCAUCGAGAUUCCAGAUGAUGUCGUCUUCACAGUCGAAUACUCAGUCCGUGCAUCACAGAUGGCGAUCUACCAGCUCUGCGGCGUCAAGGAUAGAAAGAUCCCUCGCGUCCACCACUAUGAGCGCAGACCUUCAUUCAUGAUCAAAGCAUUCGCUAAGUCAUUCAGCCACACAGCUUGGUCACGCGCUUUCUUCGCAACUCUCUCGGGUGCUGCAGUAGCUGCUGCUGGUUACGCUAUCGCAGUUGCAACACACGCAUUAUAA
Molecule: messenger RNA, 1704 nt
Organism: Trichomonas vaginalis G3
Lineage: Eukaryota; Parabasalia; Trichomonadida; Trichomonadidae
Product: 67 kDa myosin-cross-reactive antigen family protein
Exons: 1
Coding region: 1-1704 (567 amino acids)
Biological process (GO): fatty acid metabolic process
Molecular function (GO): FAD binding; oleate hydratase activity
Source: RefSeq, a predicted model, not a curated record